Molecule: messenger RNA, 2012 nt
Organism: Oncorhynchus gorbuscha (pink salmon)
Lineage: Eukaryota; Metazoa; Chordata; Actinopteri; Salmoniformes; Salmonidae
Exons: 8
Coding region: 1-1455 (484 amino acids)
Biological process (GO): positive regulation of natural killer cell mediated cytotoxicity directed against tumor cell target; positive regulation of Fc receptor mediated stimulatory signaling pathway; positive regulation of natural killer cell cytokine production
Cellular component (GO): external side of plasma membrane
Source: RefSeq, a predicted model, not a curated record
AUGGUGGAGCAGCCCAGUGUGCCCUCUGGUGAGACGAGGAUCAGAGAAGAGGAUCAGAGACGAGGAUCAGAGACGAGGAUCAGAGACGAGGAUCAGAGACGAGGAUCAGAGACGAGGAUCAGAGACGAGGAUCAGAGACGAGGAUCAGAAAAGAGGAUCAGAGAAGUGGAUCAGAGAAGAGGAUCAGAGAAGAGGAUCAGAGAAGAGGAUCAGAGAAGUGGAUCAGAGACGAGGAUCAGAGAAGUGGAUCAGAGAAGAGGAUCAGAGAAGAGGAUCAGAGAAGUGGAUCAGAGACGAGGAUCAGAGAAGUGGAUCAGAGACGAGGAUCAGAGAAGAGGAUCAACAUCGGUGGGGCUGACAACAGAGCAAGAGAUGAGAAAACACUUGGUCUACUUUCUUCUGGCCCUCGUGCUGAUACAUACAGGCACAGCCAGCAGUGUGAUCUCUGUGUCUCACACACAGGACAGAGAGCAUCUGUCUAUUACCUGUCGUCUCCUGUCGGAAAACGACACUGUUUCUCAGAUCAACUGGGAGAUGAUCAGCAGUCUCAACCAUACCACUACCAAACUGAAAAUGGGCACCUUCCAUCCCGUGUUCGGUACCUACGUGGUCCCAGAGUACAACGACACUGUGAAGAUCCAAAGUAGUGCCUCCAGCCGUAGUUCCAGACUCGACCUGAAGGAAGACGCUGUGGAGGAGGUCAGCCAACUCUGCUGUGUAUUCAUCACGUUUCCCUCUGGGGUGCUGGAGCACUGUGCACAUACCCGGAUCAAUGAAAACACUGCAGAGGCCCAGGAGUCAGAGGAUGCACAGCGGCUGCUAGGGGAAAGAACUUUGGAACAGUGGUCCCUGUUGGUUGGAGGCUCUACCAUCAGCAUCCUGAGCAUUGUGACCUCACUGUACUACUGCUGGAAGUACUGCUGCAGACACUGCUGUCACAGGAGGCGAAUGUUUGAGGUAGAGGCGUAUCUGACAGAUCAACACACAGAAUCAGAAGGGGUCACAGAGGAGCCCCCCCAGCAACCCCCUCUUCCCUCACCCCCCCAGCCUCAGCCCCAGGGUUUUGACCCCUCCAAGCUCUAUGCUAAGAUCAAGCUGGACCUGCUGUAUGGACGGCUGUGGAAGGCCUACCAGGGGACGGCCACAACCUGGGGCCCCACAACACAGCACGGGCCACAACAAGGGCCACAACAAGGGCGACAGCAAGUGGCAGAGCCAGGGCCACAGCAAGUGGCAGAGCCAGGGCCACAGCAAGUGGCAGAGCCAGGGCCACAAAAGAGGGAAGAACCGGAAGAAUCCGUUCUACAACUAGAACCAGAACAUCAACCACCUCUGGUAGGAAGAGAGGAACCAGUGACAGUGACUGAGCCUGAAACUGAGUCUGAGCUAAUACCUCCACCAACCCUGCAUCCUGGGACACAGACGGAGGAGAUGGAGUCGGACACUGGUUUAUGAGGGGAGUGUGUGUGUGUGUGUGUGUGUGUGUGUGUGUGUGUGUGUGUGUGUGUGUGUGUGUGUGUGUGUGUGUGUGUGUGUGUGUGUGUGUGUGUGUGUGUGUGUGUGUGUGUGUGUGUGUGUGUGUGUGUGUGUGUGUGUGUGUGUUGGGAUGAAUAAUGUAUUGUUGACAUUGGUUGAAACUAUCUGUCAAUUAAUACGAUCAAUCUUUAUUGUCCCAGAGGGACAUUUAGUGUGAGAAUAUUCAACUCAUCUGAACUUUUAAACAGAGUUAAGGGUUUAAUGACCUUUGGCUUUUUAAAGAGACCUGUUAUUACAAGGAGUGAGACAGUGUAUGUUUGUGGCUUUCUGUUGAAUAUAACUGAGUUAUACUGAUUCAUGACCAAUAUACAGUAUAUAAAAUAUUUUUAUGUUGUACUUAACAGUUUUGCUUAUUUUGCAACAACAUAUUUCAUUGUUCUACUGUAGGCGUAUUACUGAAACCCUCUGAAUAUCCUUUUGCUGUAUACUUAAAUAUACUUUGUAUACUUUUAUUUCAAUAAAAAAAUCGGACCAUC